AUGGUCGUGAGCGAAAACUCCGGCGGAAGUUGGGGUUCUGAUGUUGUCCUUCUCGUGGAAGCUACAGCAAACCUUUUUCCGUUCGUGGAGAGCAUAAAAACAAACUACAUAGUUCCUACUCUGGAGCUUUUCAAUGGAGCUCCGGCCGAUGACAGGGACUACGGAUACGACUCGAUAAUCAAUUGUUCCUACACACUGCUGACUUUCACCGCGGCGGACUCCGCUCCGGAUCCGGCUUGCAUAACUGUUACUCCGCCGACGUCAUCGAUAGGGAAAAUUCUGUCGGCUUUCGACAAGUUGCUGUUCGCCGGUGGAGCGGCGGAACAAUGUUCUCAUAUCACGGAAGGAAUGGCCACGGCUCUGCAGGUGUUCGAAGACCUAUCUGCCUUCAAGGGUGGGAAUAAAGAGGGAUCGAAGCAUUGCAUUCUCGUAUGCAACUCGCCGCCGUACCAGCUGCCUGUCCUCGAAACUAUGAACUUCCACGGGCAGACUCUCGACCAAAUCGCGAUGACCAUGCAAGAGAGGUCGAUCAGCCUGACCAUCAUAUGCCCCCGGAAAAUACCGCAACUAUGCAAGCUCUUCGAGAGAGCGGGCGGCGAUCUCAUGGGGACGCUAAGCAAGAACUACGCAAAGGACAAACGACAUCUCAUACUUCCGAAUGGAUUCGCACUCGCAGAACGCUCGGUCACGCCUCCACCAGAAACGAAACCGACACCCGCCUCGCCGCGCAGUCCCAUAGCUGGUCAGAAACGAGCCGCGCCGCCUGGAAGUUCUCCACCCAGGGAAGCGAAAAUUUUCAAACAGCCCGGAAGUGUUCCCUCUCCUCAACAAGGACCUGUCGGUCCGCCAGUGGGCCCUCCGGCGGUCGCUCAAAGAGGUCAGGCACCGACGCCCCCGCAGAUGGGAGGAAUGAAUCAACCCAAUCCUCCGAACGUGAACAUACGGCAAUUCAAUGCAGAGGUCAGGAGUCCCAGCGGAGGAGGUCGCGGUCAUGGGGGUCAUUGGAACAACCCGUCGCCCCCUGUUUCCACUCCGUCCCCCACGAACAUGUCGCUGCUGCAAAGUCAACUCAGUACCGCUCCGAUGCAGGCCCAGAACCCGGGUCAGUUUCAACAGAAUCAAAUGUACAGACAAAGAAUGGUUGGUCCUAGUCAAAUGGGAGGCCCGCCGAAUCAGAAUCAGGGCUCGCCUGGAAUGGCCUACGCGAAUCAGCAGCAGCAGCAGCAACAACAGCAACAACAACAACAGCAGCAGCAGCAGCAGCAGCAGCAUCAACAACAACAGCAGCAGCAGCAACAACAAAUGAUGAGCGGGAUGGGUCCCAUGAAUAACCAGGGACCCCCCCAAAUGAACCAAAACCCUAUGAUGUAUCAGGGACCAAUGAAUCAGUCCAUGCCCGCCAACCAGGGCAACGCUGUUGGCCCAGGGAAUCAGCACAUGAUGGGUGUCAAUCAAGGUGGGAUGCCGAUGGGUCCCUCGGGUCAACACCAGGGACCGACCCGCAAAAUCAUAUGGCAGGGCGAUAUAGAAUAUCACGACCGGAACACUUCGGCGCCGAGGAGUAUGUUCAAACUACAGUGUGUCAUCUCCUCGCAGGUGAGCCAAGGCUCGGAACCCGAAGUGAACGGAAACACGUGGCCGGAGAAGAUGUCACUUCAGCUUCUACCCAGGGCGUUACUCAUGAACGUCAUGCCAAUCGUGAAGAACGCAGCACGUUGUGUAUUCCUCAAUUUUCAACCGAUGGAGCCCCAGCAAGGUCUUCCUGGCGCCACAGAGAGCCCUCUCUCGAAUCUCUGCAGGCUGAUGAGUACUUCUUUCCUUGGCUUCAUCCACCUGAACUCCCCGCCGUGUGAUAUCAAAGUCAUGAUCGUGGUCUACAUGUCGGACAAGAACACUUUCAUGGGAUUGAUUGCAAACGAUCAGGACAAUCUUCUCAACGCGAUAAAACAGGUGUUUGAAAACCACAAAAACUCUCAACGGCAGAUGCAACAACCGCAGAUGCAACAGCAGAAGAAAAUGGGGCCAGGAGGAAUGCCCAACCAGAUGAAUAUCUUGCCCCAGGGCAAUCUUCGCGGCCAGCCAAACGUCAUGGCCGCUCAACAAGGAUCAAUGGGUGGGCAACAGGGCUCCAUGGUUGGUCCUCAAGGACCGAUGGUCGGUCAUAUGGGCCCAAUGUCCGGACCGCAGGGACCGAUGGGGGCGCAGCAAGGAAAUCCACCCGGAUCGAUGAUCAAAGUUGAAUCUCCCCAUCUGCCUAAUCAACAGGGUCCGAUGGGAGGUCAUCAGAAUCAAAUAGGCAAUCAACGAGGUCCGAUGGGCAACCAGCAAGGACUCAUGAGUGGUCAGCAAGGGCCCAUGGGGAAUCAACACGGACCCAUGGGAGGCGCGCAAGGGCCCCUCGGGGCUCAGCAGGGGAACAUGGGACCCCAGCAGGGGCCGAUGGGUGAUCAACGAGGACCCAUGAUAAAAGUGGAGCAAUCGCAUAUGGGUAAUCAACAAGGUCCGAUGGGAAGUCAUCAAGGUCCGAUGGGAAAUCAACAAGGCCCAAUGGGCAACCAGCAGGGUCCGAUAGGCAACCAGCAGGGUCCUAUAGGCAACCAGCAGGGACCCUUGGGAAACCAGCAGGGACCUAUGCGCAAUCAGCCGGGUCCGAUGGGUGGUCAGCAGAAUCAAAUGGGGAAUCAGCAGGGAUUGAUGGGAAAUCAACAAGGACCGAUGGGACAUCAACAGGGUCCGAUGAGCAAUCAGCAGCUCCCGUUGGGCAAUCAACAAGGAUCCAUGGUAAAUCAGCAAGGACCAAUCGAUGGUCAACAAGGACCCAUCGGGGGAAUGGGCCAGCAGCCCAUGAUGCAGCACGGCGGCGUCAUGAACCAAAUGGGAAUGGGAGGCCCACCACACGGUCAGAUGAACCAGCGGAUGGGAAUGCCGCAACAACAGAACGUGGGCGGUCCUGGUAUGAAUCCCGCUGGCGGUCCGAUGGGUGUUGGCAAUCCCGGGAUGCUCCCUGGAGGUCAAGGUGGCGGGAUGAUGCAACCUGGAGGAGGGCCUGUCGGUGCGGGGCCCCAGACCGGCCCAUCCGGUGAAUACGCCUAUACUGAUAACGAGCGGAAACAGAAUCUGCUCAAAAUAGAGCAGUUGCGGGCAACACUGGAAGCAGCGCAGCAGAAAGAGCAGCAGUAUAAACAACAGCAGAAUAUGCCAGUCCAAGGGAACCAAGUGGGUCCGAUGAUGCCCCAGGCUGGACAAGGCGGCGCUAGAGCGAUGGGUCCAGCGAUGCAGAUGCUCCGAGGGCAGGUACCGCAGAAUCCGCAGCUGAGACAUCUUCUUCAGCCCCAGGUGCAAGCCCAGCAGAUGCGAGGUCAGAUGAUGCCCGGACCCCCGGGCGGAGGCCAACAGCCGCCGACGCAACAACAACAACAGCAACAGCAGAUGUACGCCCAACAAAACCAGCAGUACAUGCAGAAUUAUAACCAACAAUUCUGA
Galendromus occidentalis (western predatory mite) is the source of this 3483-nucleotide messenger RNA. RefSeq names its product mediator of RNA polymerase II transcription subunit 25. NCBI's taxonomy places the organism in Eukaryota, Metazoa, Arthropoda, Arachnida, Mesostigmata, Phytoseiidae. Gene Ontology annotation, biological process: positive regulation of transcription by RNA polymerase II. The transcript has 7 exons. Bases 1 to 3483 code for a protein of 1160 amino acids. Gene Ontology annotation, cellular component: mediator complex; transcription regulator complex. The record is from RefSeq and is a predicted model, not a curated record.